This is a messenger RNA of Trichophyton benhamiae CBS 112371, 2205 nucleotides long. RefSeq lists its product as uncharacterized. The transcript has 4 exons. Gene Ontology annotation, cellular component: endocytic vesicle; cytosol. The record is from RefSeq and is a predicted model, not a curated record. The coding region runs from base 1 to 2205 and encodes 734 amino acids. Gene Ontology annotation, molecular function: guanyl-nucleotide exchange factor activity; small GTPase binding. Gene Ontology annotation, biological process: vesicle-mediated transport. Lineage: Eukaryota; Fungi; Ascomycota; Eurotiomycetes; Onygenales; Arthrodermataceae.
AUGUCUCCUCCAGAAAUCCAGGUCCCCCCCUCAGACGUCGCUGGGGAGACGUCUGUGCAAGUAGGAGAAAGCGAGGAAUCUCGAAAUGAUACAACUGCAAAGAACGUGAGCAGCAAUGCUGAAUCGAAGGUUGACGAGACUGUUGCAGGUGUGGCUGAUUCCCCUCAACAAAAGGAGGACACGGUUGAAGCUUCGAAUAUAGAUGAAGAACCCUCUUCACCCGCUGAAAAUGACGGACAAUCCUCGUCACAGCCACAGCAGCAGCUGUCUAUUCAGUCCAAGCGCAGGAAUCCUGGCCAACUGCUUCAUGUGGACGUAGCAGGUGGCCAGCCGCCUCUCCCCCCUAAAAAAGACGAGCCUUAUAUCGAUCCCACCCCUAAAACUCCGCAGGUUUCACGACCUCCAGCGGAUAAGGACCUACCUGAAGUUCCUCAGGAUGACUUACUCGACGACAGUUGUCAACCCAAAGCCGAGAGUGAGGAGAGGAAGAGCGAAGAUUCUCAGUCGGAGAUACAGACAAUCAUGGAUCAAUUUUCGGAUGAGACCAGCAGCCUCCGCCAGGAAGAGAUCAUGUCUCCAAGACUAGAGUUAGCUGACCAGUUUCGGACCGGCCAGGGACACUUCCCUCCUCGGAAUUCAAGUUUAGAACAGCAGCCUGCAAAACAAAACGAUGAAUCGGCAGAUACCCAAGCUGCAUCAAAUUUAACAAGCACCGGCAGCAGCUGUCAGGCAAUGUCUCCUCCCGCUGUACCACCUAAGUCCCCAUCCCUGACCAGCGCAGGGAAAAUGGUAGCUGUGGAAAAGCCUGAUACUCACCACAGCCCAUCAACGCCAACGUCAACGGUUCCUCCACCACCAGAGCCAGAAACAGAACAGCCAUUUGACUUCCAUCGCUUCCUGGAACAACUGCGACAUCGGACUGCUGAUCCAGUAGCCAAAUUUCUACGCUCAUUCCUGAAUGAAUUUGGAAAGCGUCAGUGGAUGGUUCACGAACAAGUUAAGAUAAUAAGUGAUUUCUUAGCAUUCAUCACUAACAAAAUGGCCCAAUGUGAGGUAUGGAAGGGUGUAUCUGACGUUGAGUUUGAUAACGCCAAAGAGGGAAUGGAGAAGCUUGUUAUGAACAGACUUUAUACCCAAACAUUUUCCCCAACCAUUCCACCACCGGCAGCCCCCUCGCGAAGUAGAAGCCGGGGGAGGAGAAAGGAAAUAGAGAGGAUGCAUCAUCCCGGUAGACGUGGCCAGCACCAGGAAGACGUUGAGCGUGAUGAGAUUCUGGCUCAGAAAGUUCGGAUAUAUAGUUGGGUUCGCGAAGAACAUCUUGAUAUCCCGCCCGUUGGCCCAAACGGCCGUCGUUUUCUGCUUUUGGCGCAACAAGGACUGUUACGCCAUGCAAAGAACAGCGAUACCUCGGCCGACUCAUUCAUACCUCUAUUGAUAUAUGUGGUUCUCAAGGCGAAUCCUGAACAUCUAGUGUCCAACGUACAGUAUAUUCUGCGGUUCCGCAACCAAGAAAAGCUGAGCGGUGAGGCAGGAUAUUAUUUGUCUUCUCUUUCUGGAGCCAUCCAGUUCAUAGAAAGCUUGGAUAGGACAUCCUUAACUGUCAGCGAUGAGGAAUUCGAGCGAAAUGUAGAAGCAGCCGUUUCUGCCAUAGCAGAGCGUAAUCCAGACCACGAGGAACCACCAUCCGUACCCGAAAAGCUACCUGCUAGCAGAGCACGAGAAACAGCAUCACGGCCCUCUUUUGAAGGACACUCGAACUCGCGGCAGAAUGAGCACUCGCCCCCCUACUCUCCUGUUUCCGACGAUAACACCCCAGUUGCCGGAUUGCUACGAACCAUCCAGAAGCCACUGACGACAAUUGGUCGUAUAUUCUCUGAUGAUACAGAUCAUUCUAGAGAACGAUCCCCUUUCAAUCAACAGAGUUCAGCGACUUCUGAGAAUGUGCCAUACAAUGGGCAGCGCCCGGACAGUGAUUCGUGGAGAAACCAGGAGGGAUCCAGGGGUCGUGAUGGAAAAUCACCAUCUCUAGCUACCCGCUUUGAAGCGCAGGAGGCUGCGGCCCGUCAAGCAAGUGCCGAGUCCGCGGAGGCUCGUCGUAUCCAGCAAGCGGAGCACAACGAUGUUGUCGAGACACUCGCUGGUAUGUUCCCGAAUUUAGAUAGAGAUUUGAUCGACGAUGUUGUCACCAUGAAAGAAGGACGGUAA